Alternaria postmessia is the source of this 1335-nucleotide messenger RNA. RefSeq lists its product as uncharacterized. Bases 1 to 1335 code for a protein of 444 amino acids. The transcript is spliced from 2 exons. Lineage: Eukaryota; Fungi; Ascomycota; Dothideomycetes; Pleosporales; Pleosporaceae. Gene Ontology annotation, molecular function: monooxygenase activity; FAD binding. The record is from RefSeq and is a predicted model, not a curated record. Gene Ontology annotation, biological process: secondary metabolite biosynthetic process.
AUGGCGGAAAACACAAGGAUAGCCAUUGUUGGAGCAGGCAUGGGUGGUCUUGCAGCAGCACUCUCACUUGCGAAAGCAGGCCACAAGAACAUCACAAUAUAUGAGAAUGCAACAAACAUGGGGUUUGUGGGCGCUGGUAUCCAACUUGCACCCAAUAUGGCUCGUAUCCUGGACAAGUUAGGUUGCUGGGGACCAAUCCGCGACGAGGCAGUCCAAUGCGCAAACACAUCCAUCCGGGAAGGCACAACAGACAAAGAGCUAGGGUACGUAGAUCUGGGAUACGUCCGGGAAAAGUACGGAUAUCCACACAUGGUUGGUCAUCGAGCUAGUUUGGCGAACGGUUUGUACGAAGGUUGCAAAAAAGAGAGUGGUAUCACGUUCAGAUUGGGUUGCAACAUAUCCAACGUGCGUUUUGGCGCAAGACCAAAGUUCACUAUUUCGCCAUCCUCAGGUCAAGGGGAAUCAACAGAAGCCGAAUGCGAUGUUCUUCUCGGUGCUGAUGGUGUAAAAAGCUCUACACGCGUCGCUAUGCUCAAGGAACUUGGUCACACCGGCGCUGCUCGCGAUUCAGGUCAGGCUGCCUAUCGAAUCAUGUUGAACCGCGACCAAAUGGAGAAUGACCCCGAGUUACUCAAGUUGAUCGAAUCCGAUACCGUGACACGCUGGAUCGGUGAGAGGAAGCAUAUCAUCGCUUACCCGAUCCACAAUAAGCAAAUAUACAACAUCUCCACCGCACAGCCCGAUAUCAGCUUUGCCGGCGCACCGGACGCUCAAUAUACAACCAAGGGCAGCAAGAAGGCCAUGUUGGAAGUUUACGGCGAUUUCUGUCCCAUGAUACAUCGCAUGUUGAAUCUAGUGCCAGAAGGUGAAGUCGUCGAGUGGAAGCUAAGGGUCCAUGACCCAUUGAUCACCUGGGUGCAUGGUACAGCCGCGUUGGUUGGUGAUGCUUGCCAUCCUACGCUCCCGCACAUGGCACAAGGUGCUGCCCAGGCGAUCGAAGACGGUGCUGUACUGGGUGUUGUGCUGUCUCCUAAGCGGAUCGCCGACGGGAAGCCACAGACCAUCGAGCACGCACUGCGACUAUAUGAGAAGCUAAGAAAACCAAGGGCGGAGGCACUCGUCGAGCUUGCAGCGGAAAACGGAAGAGAAAUGCAUCUCGGAGCGGGUAAGGCCAAGGAGGAACGUGACAAGAUCUUCGCAGCGAUGAAGGCAGGUUCAGGAAAGGUGCCGGACAGGUGGGCUGAUGCGGAUAUACAAGCGCGGGUGUAUGGCGUCGAUGUCGUGGCAGAGGCAGAAGAGCUGUGCCAGAAGGAAGGACUGGAAGCGAAGUUAUGA